AUGCCGAAUCCAGAAAAGAUACCAGAAGAGACCGCGCAGCUACGCGACCCUACAGGGAACAACAUCAACCAUAUAUCAAAGUGGUCGUUGCGCCUCCUUCCUGCCACGGAGAAGAUAGUCUAUGCCCUGGAGAAGCUCGAACCAAAGGUAAAGUGUCCUCGAAAGAUGAAGUCAGACCCAAGUGCCAGAAAAUCGGACGCCCUAUACGAGUUCCACCAAGAACAAGGGUACAAAAUAGAAGAUUGCAUCACCCUAAGGCAGGAAGUCGUAAACAUGUUACGACAAGGACACCUCAAAGAUUUGCUAAGCGAGCGGGGAAGGACCAACGCUGCUGGAGGAUGUGAACAACAUCAAGGACCGCCCAAACCGCCCUCACCGACCCGAACCGUUCACAUAAUAAUCUGUGGAGGCGAUGAUUCUUCCAUCAACAACGUGAAGUUCAACACUACCCACAAGCUCAAAUGGUCAAUCACUCGCGAACAGUAUGAUGAACUCGAAGAAAGUAUCAUCUUGGAUAAGUUGGAUACCAACGAUUUGGCUUUCCCUCACUAUGAUGCCCUUGUUAUUACUUAA
Molecule: messenger RNA, 573 nt
Organism: Nicotiana tabacum (common tobacco)
Lineage: Eukaryota; Viridiplantae; Streptophyta; Magnoliopsida; Solanales; Solanaceae
Source: RefSeq, a predicted model, not a curated record